Messenger RNA from Mandrillus leucophaeus (drill), 2746 nucleotides. RefSeq names its product synaptosomal-associated protein, 29kDa (gene SNAP29). The transcript has 5 exons. Gene Ontology annotation, biological process: synaptic vesicle fusion to presynaptic active zone membrane; synaptic vesicle priming; exocytosis. The coding region runs from base 23 to 799 and encodes 258 amino acids. Gene Ontology annotation, molecular function: syntaxin binding; SNAP receptor activity. The record is from RefSeq and is a predicted model, not a curated record. Gene Ontology annotation, cellular component: plasma membrane; SNARE complex. NCBI's taxonomy places the organism in Eukaryota, Metazoa, Chordata, Mammalia, Primates, Cercopithecidae.
GACCGAGUGCCACUCCGGCACCAUGUCAGCUUACCCUAAAAGCUACAAUCCCUUCGACGACGACGGGGAGGACGAAGGCGCCCGGCCGGCCCCUUGGAGGAACGCCCGGGACCUCCCCGACGAGCCCGACGAGCCAGCGGACAGGCAGCAGUACUUGCGGCAGGAGGUGCUCCGCAGGGCUGAGGCCACGGCCGCCAGCACCAGCAGGUCCCUGGCCCUCAUGUACGAGUCCGAGAAGGUUGGGGUCGCCUCUUCCGAGGAGCUCGUCCGUCAGCGAGGAGUCCUGGAGCGCACAGAGAAGAUGGUGGACAAGAUGGACCAAGAUUUGAAGAUCAGCCAGAAACACAUCAAUAGCAUUAAGAGCGUGUUUGGGGGGCUCGUCAAUUACUUCAAAUCCAAACCAGCAGAGGCCCCACCUGAACAGAAUGGCACCCUCGCCUCCCAGCCCAACAGCAGAUUGAAAGAAGCCAUAAGUACAAGUAAAGAACAGGAAGCAAAGUACCAGGCCAGCCACCCAAACCUUAGAAAGCUGGAUGAUACAGACCCUGUCCCCAGAGGGGCUGGUUCUGCUGUGAGUACCGAUGCUUACCCAAAGAACCCACACCUUCGAGCCUAUCACCAGAAGAUCGACAGCAACCUAGAUGAGCUCUCCAUGGGACUGGGCCGUCUGAAGGACAUAGCCCUGGGGAUGCAGACGGAAAUUGAGGAGCAAGAUGACAUUCUUGACCGGCUGACAACCAAAGUGGACAAGUUAGAUGUCAACAUAAAAAGCACAGAAAGAAAAGUUCGACAACUCUGAAGACAGAUGGAUUUCUACUCUAUUGUGAUGAAAAGAUUUGAAAGAGCUUUUUUUGAACUUCCAAGAAAUUUCAUUUACUAUUUUAGUAUGUAAAUUAAUGUGUGUUUGCAAAUGAUAUAAUAGAGUAGGUCUUAAGACGUUUUUGCCAUUAUAAGGAAGUGUUUGUCCUCCAUUUCCCUAGGGUUAACACCUCACCUAGUUCUUCCAGCAAAAUGCUUAUUAGAGUUUUUGUCUGAGCACAGUAGCCUGGCCCUGCGUAUCUUGGGCAUUUGCUUACCAUGCUGGAAUAAGAAGAGUUGCAUUUCUCACCUUAGUGAGCAUGUGGAAAGAUGUGGACAGAAUUUCAGUCUUACAGCCACGAGCCUCUAUUUCUCAUUCCCAAGCCUUCCCAUGAGUCAGAGCGUUAAGGGGGUGUGUGAGCCAGUCGUUUGGUGGAGGAGGGUCCUUGCCACACCUUUGUUUAGGAGUCAUCAUUCACACACACACACAUUCACACACACACACCUCCUCACACACUGAACACAUUAUCUGCGAUUCAUCCUCUGGGAAAGGAUCAGUGUUAGAAUGGGAAAUGGAGUGUGCCAUGUUGCUCUUUUGUUUUCUGAUGUCCCCGCUUCCCUCCAGCCCCCCAUCCUUGGCAUGUAUUUUAGUAGGUGGGCUUCACACCAGCACUGCUCACUGUGACUCCUGGAAAUGUGCAGGGAAUUGGGUGAGCCCCUCUUCCCCACAUGUUCUCAUCUGGAACUCUCCAUCUGUGACUGGGAACAGGUCUUAUACUGGCUCGAGGCUGCCAGGCUGACUGACAGAGUGCCCAAUAGAGUUUGUGGGAAUGGAGUAUUACACAGAUGUGGCUGUGCAAUGGUCUUCCUCCACCCCUCUGGGAAUCACCAUUAGGCAGGCCUCAGGAGGGCAAAAUGUUUAUUUGGAACCUGGGGUCUCCUGACCUGACUAGCAUUCCCCCCGACUCUUCUGCACUUUUUGCAAGGUAACGAAUCAUCACUUAUUUCUCUGCCACCCAGUUUUAGGACUGGAAUUCUACAAGUGAUGCUGACUUUGUAUAGAAAAAUUUAGCUAAGGGGGGAAAAAUGCCCAGAUACUAUUUUAACUGGCUCGGCUAGUUUUCUCCUUUCAUUUUACAAAAGAAAUCAUUUAGAAGUGUCAGUUAAAACUGAUUUAUUUAUGCUGGUAUAUCCAACAAAAUAGUUGGAGCCACAAGGCCCUUGCCUUUUUAAAAAACAAAAUAUUUUGAAGAUGGUGAAAGUGAUUGAUUUUAAUAAUGAGAUAGGUCACUUAAAAUAACAGUGCCUUUGACCUUAAAACAUGGCACUGGCCCAUGUGACCUUUGCCAUUUCCCAGUACUUCCCUUUACACUCUGCAGCCUAUAAACAGUGGUGUCUCAAAGCAAAGCAAACCUCUUUAAGUGCUGCCACAGUGCAUUAGUUUUUAUGUAGCACUCUGUUUAUAAAAAUUCCCAUCCCAUAAUGCAUGACCUUCCUAAAAAUAUCCACAGCCUCCAUAGGCAAGCAGAGCUUUCUGUGCUACACACUGGUUAGAUUCCAGCCACCUCAGGGAUUCUGAUCCAUGUCAUUAAUGACCAUCCCAGGGUGUGAGGGCCUGAUUAAAGCUUAUCAAACUAGACAUUUGUUUAUUAGAUGAGCUCGGCAUUAUUAUUCUAACUGGUAAAAGGGAAAUUUUAAACAUAACACUCAACCCAAACAAAACUACUUCAUGAGGCUUUCAGCAAAAAUGCUGCUUAAAAGUAUGAACCCGGGAUGCAGAGCAGCUUUUAUGCACAGUUCAACUUACUGUAAUUGUUUCCGGUUCUUUCCUCUAACACCUUCCAUGUAUGUCAUAACUGUUGAUCACCAUCAGGCAUAGACUCGUGGAGAUUAGUCAUUAUACCUCAGACCUAAGCUAAUUAUUUAAAAUAAAUACAUGUGAAGGCCA